GCAAACAGCAAAACAAUACAAACACAGUCUGGAAACUUUGCUGUAUCAAACAAGAAUCUCUUAAAAUUUUGCCACAAGACAAAAACAGUAAUUAUCUGAAGGGAUUAAUCAGCAUCGAGGAGCAGAGGAAUGAAAAGUCUAAUAUAUCUUCUUUACUUUAUGGUGGGUUUACCUGAAUUUCUUUCACAAGAUACUGAAGCCUGUUAUAAACAGAUUUUUGAUGGUCUGGACUUUCCGGGGAAUGACUUCCAUCAGUCUGUAGUCGAGGAUGAACACAGUUGCCAGCGUAAAUGUACCGAGGAGCCUCACUGUCAGUUUUUCACCUUUGUGAAAAAGGAAUUUCACAAUGAAGUACAGCGUUACAUUUGUUACCUCAAAAACAAUGAAAGAGGAACGCCAUCAAGAAUAACAUUCCUUUUGGGAGUUAUGUCAGGAUUUUCUUUAAGAAAAUGUGGGUUCAAUUACACAGGAUGUGGACACGAGCUGGCUGUAAACAUCGAUUAUCCUGGAAAUGAUAUUGAGUCAGUUCUUGCCCCGGAUGUCCACUACUGCCAAAAAUUGUGCACUGAGCGCACGAAUUGCCAGUUUUUUACCUAUUUGACAAGGGAUUGGAACACUGACCUACGAAGAUUUUCUUGUUAUCUUAAAAGUAACCUGGAAGGGGAACCAACCGUUAAAACAGAGUUACAGAAUGUUAUCUCGGGAUAUUCCCUGAAACAGUGCAAGGCGUAUAACUCUUGUUUUAAAGACCUGUUUGUUGGCCUGGACUUCCUAGGAGAUGACUUCCAUCAGUUUGUAGUAGACGAUGAACACAGCUGCCAAAGAGAAUGUACAGAGAAGCCUGACUGUCAGUACUUCACCUUUGCAAAUGGGUUAUUUCGCAACGCUCGGCAGCGUUACAUUUGCUACCUCAAAAAGAGUGAAGGAGGAACACCAUCGAGGAUAACAAUUCUUGAGAACGUUGUAUCUGGAUUUCCUUUAAGAGAAUGCCAGUUCAAUAAGUCAGUUUCAGAAUGUAGAAGAGAUCUUUCUGAAGAUGUAGAUUUUCCUGGAAAUGAUAUCACCUGGGUCCUUGCACCUGAUGUAAAUGUCUGUCAACAACUGUGCACUAAUCAUCCCCAAUGCUUAUUCUUCACAUUUGUGAAGAGAGAAUGGAGCACAGACCACAGAAGAUUUUACUGUUAUCUAAAGCAAACUGCAACUGGAAAAGUAUCAAGAAAAACAAAUUUACAAAAUGUUGUAAGUGGGUUUUCCCUCAAAUUGUGCAAGAAUCUUGUCAGAUUUUGUAAUGAAAAAAUAUUUGAUGGUCUGGACUUUCCGGGGAAUGACUUCCAUCAGUCUGUAGUCGAGGAUGAACACAGUUGCCAGCGUAAAUGUACCGAGGAGCCUCACUGUCAGUUUUUCACCUUUGUGAAAAAGGAGUUUCACAAUGAAGAACAGCGCUACCUUUGUUAUCUCAAAAACAAUGGAAAGGGAACUCCAUCAAGAAUGACAGUUCUUUCAGGUGUUAUGUCAGGAUUUCCUUUAAGGAAUUGUGAGUUCAAUAACACAGGCUGUGUCUAUGAACUGGCUGCGAACAUUGAUUUUCCUGGAAACGAUAUUGAGUCAGUUCUUACCCCUGAUGUCCACUACUGUCAAAAAUUGUGUACCGAGUAUAAAAAUUGUCAGUUUUUCACCUAUUUGACAAGGGAUUGGAACGCUGACCAACGAAGAUUUUAUUGUUAUCUUAAAGAGAACAUGAAAGGGGAACCGACUAUUAAAACAGAGUUGCAAAAUGUUGUCUCAGGCUAUUCCCUGAAAAAGUGCAAGAGCUAUAACUCUUGUUUUAAAGACCUGUUUGUUGGCCUGGACUUCCCAGGAGAUGACUUCCGUCAGUUUGUAGUAGACGAUGAACACAGCUGCCAAAGAGAAUGUACAGAGAAGCCUGACUGUCAGUACUUCACCUUUGCAAAUGGGUUCUAUCGCAACGCUCGGCAGCGUUACAUUUGCUACCUCAAGAAGAGUGAACAAGGAACACCAUCAAAGAUAACAACUCUUGAGAAUGUUGUAUCUGGAUUUCCUUUAAGGGAAUGUGAGUUUGAUAAGUCAGUUUCAGAAUGUAGAACAGAUCUUUCCGAAGACAUAGAUUUUCCUGGAAAUGAUAUCACCUGGGUCCUUGCACCUGAUGUAAAUGUCUGUCAACAACUGUGCACUGAUCAUCCCCAAUGCUUAUUCUUCACAUUUGUGAAGAGAGAAUGGAGCAUAGACCACAGAAGAUUUUAUUGUUACUUAAAGCAAACUUCAACUGGAAGAGUCUCAAGGAAAACAAGGUUACAAAACGUUGUAAGUGGGUUCUCCCUCAAAUCGUGCAAGAAUGUGACCAGUUCUUGUUUUAAAGACCUGUUUGUUGGCCUGGACUUCCCAGGAGAUGACUUCCGUCAGUUUGUAGUAGCCGAUGAACACAGCUGCCAAAGAGAAUGUACAGAGGAGCCUGACUGUCAGUACUUCACCUUUGCAAAUGGGUUCUAUCGCAACGCUCGGCAGCGUUACAUUUGUUACCUCAAGAAGAGCAAACAAGGAACUCCAUCAAAGAUAACAACUCUUAAGGACGUUGUAUCUGGAUUUCCUUUAAGGGAAUGUGAGUUCAAUAAGUCAGUUUCAGAAUGCAGAAUUGACCUUUCUGAAAACAUAGAUUUUCCUGGAAAUGAUAUCACUUGGGUUCUUGCACCUGAUGCAAAUGUCUGUCAACAAAUCUGCACUGAUGAUACACAAUGUUUAUUCUUCACAUUUCUGAAGAAGGAAUGGACAACAGACCAUAGAAGAUUUUACUGUUACCUAAAACAAACUGCAACUGGAACAGUCUCAAGGACAACAAAGUUAUUAAACGUUGUCAGUGGGUUUUCCCUUAAACAGUGCAAGAAUCGGAACAGUACUUGUUAUAAGAAGAUCUUUGAUGGCCUCGACUUUCCGGGGAAUGACUUCCAUCAGUCUGUAGAUGAGGAUGAACACAGUUGCCAGCGUAAAUGUACCGAGGAGCCUCACUGUCAGUUUUUCACCUUUGUGAAAAAGGAAUUUCACGAUGAAGUACAGCGCUACAUUUGUUACCUCAAAAACAAUGAAAAAGGAACUCCAUCAAGAAUAACAGAUCUCUCAGGUGUUAUGUCAGGAUUCUCUUUAAGGAGAUGUGAGUUCAGUAACACAGGAUGUGUACCCGAGUUGGCUGUAGACACUGAUUUUCCUGGAAAUGAUAUUGAGUCAGUUCUUGCCCCAGAUGUCAAGUAUUGUCGAAAAUUGUGUACCGACCAUAAAAAUUGUCAGUUUUUCACCUAUUUGACAAGUGAUUGGACCACUGACAAACAAAGAUUUUAUUGUUAUCUUAAAAACAACACAAAAGGGGAACCAUCAAUUGUAACAAAGUUGCAGAAUGCUGUCUCAGGCUAUUCCCUGAAAAAAUGCAAGACAUAUGACUCUUGUUUUAAAGAUCUGUCUGUUGGCCUGGACUUCCCAGGAGAUGACUUCCGUCAGUUUGUAGUAGACGAUGAACACAGCUGCCAAAGAGAAUGUACAGAGGAGCCUGACUGUCAGUACUUCACCUUUGCAAAUGGGUUCUAUCGCAACGCUCGGCAGCGUUAUAUUUGCUACCUCAAAAAGAGUGAACGAGGAACACCAUCAAAGAUAACAACUCUGGAGAAUGUUGUAUCUGGAUUUCCUUUAGGGGAAUGUGCAUUCAGUAAGUCAGUUUCAGAAUGUAGAAGAGAUCUUUCCGAAGACAUAGAUUUCCCUGGAAAUGAUAUCACCUGGGUCCUUGCACCUGAUGUAAAUGUCUGUCAACAACUGUGCACUGAUCAUCCCCAAUGCUUAUUCUUCACGUUUGUGAAGAGAGAAUGGAGCACAGACCACAGAAGAUUUUACUGUUACCUAAAGCAAACUGCAACUGGAGCAGUAUCAAGGACAACAAAGUUACAAAACGUUGUAAGUGGAUUUUCCCUCAAACAGUGCAAGAAUCUGAUCAGUCUUUGUUAUGAAAAAUUUUUUGAUGGCAUCGACUUUCCGGGGAAUGAUCUUCGUCAUUCUGUAGUCGAGGAUGAACACAGUUGCCAGCGUAAAUGUACCGAGGAGCCUCACUGUCAGUUUUUCACCUUUGUGAAAAAGGAAUUUCACGAUGAAGUACAGCGCUGCACAUGUUACCUCAGAAACAAUGAAAAAGGAACUCCAUCAAGAAUAACAGUUCUAUCGAAUGUUAUGUCAGGAUUUCCUUCAAGGAAUUGUGAGUUCAAUAACACAGGAUGUGUACAUGAGUUGGCUGUAAACACUGAUUUUCCCGGAAAUGAUAUUGAGUCAGUUCUUGUCCCAGAUGUAAAGUAUUGUCAAAAAUUGUGUACCGACCAUAAAAAUUGUCAGUUUUUCACGUAUUUGACAAGUGAUUGGAACACUGACAAACGAAGAUUUUAUUGUUAUCUUAAAAAGAACCUGGAAGGGGAACCAACCCUUAAAACAGACUUACAGAAUGUUGUCUCGGGCUAUUCUCUGAAACAGUGCAGGACAUAUAACUCUUGUUUUAAAGACCUGUUUGUUGGCCUGGACUUCCCAGGAGAUGACUUCCGUCAGUUUGUAGUAGCCGAUGAACACAGCUGCCAAAGAGAAUGUACAGAGGAGCCUGACUGUCAGUACUUCACCUUUGCAAAUGGGUUAUAUCGCAACGCUCGGCAGCGUUACAUUUGCUACCUCAAAAAGAGUGAACGAGGAACACCAUCAAAGAUAACAACUCUUGAGAAUGUUGUAUCUGGAUUUCCAUUCAGAGAAUGCAGGUUCAAUAAGACAGUUUCAGAAUGUAGAACAGCUCUUUCUGAAGACAUAGAUUUUCCUGGAAAUGAUAUCACCUGGGUCCUUGCACCUGAUGUAAAUGUCUGUCAACAACUGUGCACUGAUCAUCCCCAAUGCUUAUUCUUCACAUUUGUGAAGAGAGAAUGGAGCACAGACCACAGAAGAUUUUACUGUUAUCUAAAGCAAACUGCAACUGGAACAGUCUCAAGGACAACAAAGCUACUUAACGUUGUAAGUGGGUUUUCCCACAAACAGUGCAGGAAUCUGAAGAGUUCUUGUUAUGUUAAAAUAUUUGAUGGUCUGGACUUUCCGGGGAAUGACUUCCAUCAGUCUGUAGUCGAGGAUGAACACAGUUGCCGGCGUAAAUGUACCGAGGAGCCUCACUGUCAGUUUUUCACCUUUGUGAAAAAGGAAUUUCACAAUGAAGUACAGCGUUACAUUUGUUACCUCAAAAACAAUGAAAAAGGAACUCCAUCAAGAAUAACAGUUCUUACGGAUGUUAUGUCAGGAUUCUCUUUGAGGAGAUGUGAGUUCAAUAACACAGGAUGUGUCCAUGAACUGGCUGCGAACGUUGAUUUUCCUGGAAAUGAUAUUGAGUCAGUUCUUGCCCCAGAUGUUAACUACUGCCAAAAAUUGUGUACUGAGCAUAAAAAUUGUCAGUUUUUUACCUACUUGACAAGCGAUUGGAACAUGGACCAACGAAGAUUUUAUUGCUAUCUUAAAAGGAACGAGAAAGGGGACCCAACACUUAAAACACAGUUACAGAAUGUUAUCUCAGGGUAUUCUUUGAAACUGUGCAACAUGCAUAACUCUUGUUUUAAAGACCUGUCUGUUGGCCUGGAUUUCCCAGGAGAUGACUUCCGUCAAUUUGUAGUAGCCGAUGAACACAGCUGCCAAAGAGAAUGUACAGAGGAGCCUGACUGUCAGUACUUCACCUUUGCAAAUGGGUUCUAUCGCAACGCUCGGCAGCGUUAUAUUUGCUACCUCAAAAAGAGCAAGCAAGGAACACCAUCAAGGAUAACAACUCUUGAGAAUGUUGUAUCUGGAUUUCCAUUAAGAGAAUGUGGAUUCAAUACUUUAGUUUCAGAAUGUAGAGGUGAUCUUUAUGAAGACGUAGAUUUCCCUGGAAAUGAUAUCACCUGGGUCCUUGCACCUGACGUGAGCUUCUGUCAAAAAGUAUGCACUUAUCACCCACUUUGUUUGUUCUUCACAUUUCUGAAGAGAGAAUGGAGCACUGACCAUAGGAGAUUUUAUUGUUAUUUAAAGGAGACUGCAUCUGGAAUACCAUCAAGGAUAACACCGUUACAAAACGUUGUUAGUGGGUAUUCCCUCAAAUGGUGCCAAAACCUGAUGAGUUCCUGUGAAUCUGAUGUUUAUUAUGACAGAUCAUUUGAAGGGAAAGUACUGCAAGUUAAACAUGUUGAGAGUUAUGGCCGCUGUCAGGAAAGUUGCACAGACCACAGACGUUGCCAAUUUUUUACCCUUGAAGAAACCCACGAUCAGAAAAUGCACAGUUGCUACUUACAAAGAUCUAAUAAUGGAAUACCAUCCAGAAUAGAUGAAUCUGUUGGAGCAAUCUCUGGCUUUUCUUUGAGGUUAUGUGCUUCGAACAGAACUUGUGGGCAAGUCAAUGGACCUGGACCUGAACCCCAUGCUUAUGGUGGACGUGUUUCUCUUCCUGGGGAAUGGCCAUGGCAAAUAUCUCUCCACCUUAAACAAAAGGGUAAAUUUAGACAUUCAUGUGGGGGAUCCAUUAUAUCUGAUCAUUGGAUUAUCACAGCUGCACACUGCUUUGAAAGAGCUGAGAAAAACAAAAAGUGGAGAAUAUAUGCUGGUAUAACAACUUUGUCUGAUAUUACAAAUGAAACCACUUUCUACGAAAUUGAAAAGAUAAUUAUCCACGAAAAUUUCAACAGUGACACAGAAGAUUGCGACAUUGCUCUCCUUAAACUCAAACAAGCCAUUGUCUUUAAUGAUCAUCAAAUGCCAAUAUGCCUUCCAGCUUUAGAAAAGCAAGUGCCCUCCGGAAGCCAGUGCUGGGUAACAGGUUGGGGAGAAACAAAGGCAGGUAAAACAUCUCAAAUUCUUCUGAAUGCAAAUGUUCCUGUAAUAGACAAUGAGAGAUGCCAAACAUAUUAUUCAGGAAGCAUUAUAACGGAAAACAUGGUGUGUGCUGGCAAAGGAGAUGAAAAAGUUGAUACAUGCAAGAGAGAUAUAGGAGGUCCUUUAGCAUGCAAACAUAAUGGAAAAUGGUACUUGGUUGGAAUUACAAGCUGGGGCCAUGGAUGUGGUGAGGAAGGAAGACCUGGAGUGUAUACCCGUUUAUCAAAAUUGCGUGGUUGGGUGUACAAAAAAGUUUCAGAACAUCAUCGAUAGAAGGCUGAAAAUCCCAGCUGGAAAUCACCUGGAAAUCUUGGGGAGAAACAAUUUCCAUUGGAGGAGUUGUGUAUCAUAAAACAUGCUUUGUUUGUUGUAUGCAAGGACAAAAAGACUUCCAAAAUAUAUUGAUGAUCUGUUUUGUUAUUCUGGAAAUGAUUGAAAGCUUUGAAAUAUAGCUUUUAAAAAUUUUUCUGUAAUGGUGAAGGGUGCCUUAUAAAAAGUAGAUUCAUUUAUUGCCUUUGAAGAAAAAAAACCUUCAUAAUAUGAUGAUCUCAAAAAGUCUGAAAGCAUUGACCAGUAGAUUUAUUAUUUUUAAUUGUCUGUAAUGGCUAAGAUAUUAAAAAGCAAAUGAGUGAAAUUGCUAAUCCAGUCAUAUAGUGUUUCCUUACUGGAUGAUCCAAAAUUUUGGAUUAAAAGUUAUACUUUACAAAGCACUGAAUUUUUUUAUUGGAAAUUUAUAUUUGAAGUAACAUUAUUCCUAAGUUCAGACAAUCAAAAGAUAAAUACUAAUGAUGAAAGUAACUUGUCCCACUUCAGCACAUCCACCAGAAGAAAAGGCUAUCCUCUUACAGAUGCCAAAAGAAAGAUGCUUACAAAGAUCACAGACAGCAACAUUUCUGUACAUUAAUUCCUUGCUCAAUACUACCCUGGAGAGGGAGUGCAGAUUCAUUAUGAAGUUCUUGUCCCUGGUGUCUGAACACUGACCAGAAUGCAUAUCACUGACCACUGUACUUCAGAAGUGAUUUGUGCUCGGUCUGAGGAUUGCAAACUGCACUGCCAGACCUGCUAUGAACCCUUGUCCUAUGUGCUGCAUUCUUCUUCGGCAAAGAAUCACCUGUGGCUUAGUGUUGUGUUUUUGGGCAAGCCAGGCUGAGCAGUACGGUUGCUCCGUGCUCUGGGCUGCACUCUGGCCAGCAUGGUGAGUAUGGCCAUUACUGAGGAUGAACGGUGGCGAGCAAUGUUGAUCCUACAGUCGCCCACAUCAUUUCCCGUUCGAUGUGAAUGAGGUUGCUGUCUCCUCUUCUCUGCAGAGCCCGACGUUCCUGUCUGGUGACAUGUUCAUUGGUGAUAGAGGUGCUGCAGCAGACUAGAUCCUGUUUUCUUAUAGUGAAAUUCCCCAUGAACUUGACCUGUUCAGCUACUGAUGGGGACUGCAGGCCUGAUGGAACCUGGAUCAAAUUUUGACAGACUUCAAUUUGAAGUGGACUUAAUUUUCAAUAUAGUGGAUCUACCUAGAAUUCAGUUAUUGUCUUGUGAUGCUUGUCAGUAUUUCACUAACAACAUGAAGGAACCAUUAUUAGUUAAUAAUAAUUAGUCCCAAUAUUAUGCAAUUUCUUAAAUGUUACUUCAUCACAAAGGAAGAAGGAAGUUCAUUCCAUUAUAUGGGGCAUUCAAAUGAUUAGAUAACAAUCUAAUGUCUGCUAACUUUUUUUGUAGGUGCUAGGAUUCUAUCAAUCUCAGUCUUGAAUGGAUGUAGAGUAAGCAAUCAUAGUACACUUGGUAGAUAAUCCCAAAGAUUCACAACACUCUCUGUAGAGAACAUUCUUUGCAUCUCAUUUUUAAAUUGCGGCUAUUAUAUUAAGAGCAUUGCUUCUAACUUUGUAUUCUCUAACUAGAAGCUCCUUCAAUUCCUUGAAUAAUCAAUGAAAUGCUUUCUCAUUUGGCUAAAUAUAAGAGAGCAUUGAGGUUUCUCAAUUACUACACUCCAAUGUCAGAAAUCAUUGUUAAAGCUCUCUAAAGCAAAUAUAUUUUAAUUCAGGCAAAGAGACCAGAAUUAAAAAGAGACCAUGCUUCAAAUGUGACUUAUGAAAACCAUGAAAAACCUUAGGGGACCUCUCCUUCUUUAAUCUAAUCUCCCACCAAAAGCUUAUACAAUUCAUCAUCCCAAUCGUUUGGCUGUAAUUUGUGUUCAAGAUAAAAUAAUUUCCCAUAUCAAAAAAUCACUGAUUUCACACAAAAAUAUUUUGCUGUGCUUUCCAUCAAAAAAUAUCAGCCAUAGACAAUUAUAUUCCUUUUUAGGAUUGGAUAUUUCCACAAAACAGGAAGGUAAAGAUUAAACUCAAUGUGUAAAUAAUGUUAUCAUAACUCAACUGGCUCAUUGAAAAAAGGCGUGUAAGAAAAGUAAUAUUUCCUUUAAUGUCAGCGUAAAAGGAAAUAAUGAAGAAACUACAAAUUAUAUUACAAAGCCAGAAAAAGGAAGUUUGGAAGAAUUUUAAGAAAGAUCUGGAGAUAAUGAAGAAAAAGAUAAUUUUAGGAAUAUUCUGAAAGUAAAAAAUGAUUAGUAAGAGGAUGAUAAAAUUGUAGAAUGUGGAAAUGAGGGCUGACAUGAAACAUGCACCUUCUGGCCGCAGAUGGUCUGCAUCCUGCACUGUAGAUGUAAGCCAGAGAGGGAUGUGGAGAUUAGUGAGGACUAGUCUAAACAUGUAUGUGAUGGUGGGGAUAGACUCAGUGGGAUGAAGAGCCGCUUUCCAUGCCCCUAUGAUGCUCAGUUCACAGUGAGCCCGUAGUGAAACCUUUACAAGACUAAUACCUCCUUCAUGGCAAAGAAUUUUCAAAUAUUUAUUCCCAGGGCAUGCCCUUUUCUCGCUGUUACCAUCAGGUAGGAGAUACAGAAGCCUGAAUGCACACACUCAGCAAUUCAGCAACAUCUUCUUCCCCUCUGUCAUCUGAUUCCUGAAUGGACUUUGAAACUUUGGACACUACCUCAUUUUAUUUUAAUAUACAGUAUUUCUGUUUUUGCACAUUUUAAAAAUAAUCUAUUCAAUACAUGUAAUUGAUUUACUUGUUUAUUUAUUAUUAUGUUUUAUUUUAUUUAUUCUUUUCU
Molecule: messenger RNA, 10006 nt
Organism: Hypanus sabinus (Atlantic stingray)
Lineage: Eukaryota; Metazoa; Chordata; Chondrichthyes; Myliobatiformes; Dasyatidae
Exons: 54
Coding region: 130-7179 (2349 amino acids)
Biological process (GO): proteolysis
Cellular component (GO): extracellular region
Molecular function (GO): protein binding; serine-type endopeptidase activity
Source: RefSeq, a predicted model, not a curated record